AUGCGCAUCUCGAUCGCUGCAACGCUCUUGGCGCUCUCUAGCGCUGCCUCCGCCGCUACGCAAUGGAGCUUCACCGACGGGUCCGUGACUGUCGCUGCCAAGGGCGGCGAGGGCGUCACUGAAAAGUUUUCCGCCGCCUCCCGCGCCAAGAAUCAGGUCGAUCUGGGCCACACCGGCUCGCUGAAGCUGUCCCUCACGGCCGAGGAGGGCGGCAAGGCCAAGCGCCCGCACCAGGCGUUCCUUGUCCUCCGCGAGGCGGCAUCCGGGCUCGAGGCGCCGUUCCCUCUGACGAUCAAGGAGUCGGGAAAGGGAAGUGUCAAGCUGACGCAAAAGGAUCUCCCUGUCCAACUCCUCCACUCGGCCGCGCCUUUAGAGGCCAAGAUUGUGCUGGGCUCGUUCGGCUCCUCCAAGGCCAUCGUGGCCUCCGUGUUUGACAUUCAGGUCGUCCGCGACCCCAACAGCGCCAACACCUACGAAUCGCCUCUGCGGUACGGAAAGCGCCCCGAGAUUCACCACAUCUUCCGCGCGGACCCGAAGAACCCGCCCAAGAUUAUCUCGCUCGCCUUUGCCGCCGCAGUUUUGGCCGCGAUCCCAGUCCUAUUUAUCAGUUGGCUUGCUCUCGGUGCGAAUGUCAGCCACGCUGGGAAGGCCCUGAGCGCCGCCCCCAUCUCGCACGCCGUGUUCUACGGCUCCAUCCUGGCGAUGGAGGGCGUCUUCUUCCUGUACUACAGCAGCUGGAACCUCUUCCAGACCCUGCCGGCGAUUGCCGUCGUGGGCGUGGUUGCGUUCCUGAGCGGUAACAGCGCGCUGGGCGAAGUUCAGCAGCGCCGUCUAGCAGGCGAGAGAUAG
Cordyceps fumosorosea ARSEF 2679 is the source of this 849-nucleotide messenger RNA. Its product is annotated as Ribophorin II. Lineage: Eukaryota; Fungi; Ascomycota; Sordariomycetes; Hypocreales; Cordycipitaceae. The transcript has 4 exons. The coding region runs from base 1 to 849 and encodes 282 amino acids. Gene Ontology annotation, biological process: protein N-linked glycosylation. The record is from RefSeq and is a predicted model, not a curated record. Gene Ontology annotation, cellular component: oligosaccharyltransferase complex; membrane.